CGGCGCCCUGCCAUUCGCAGGCGGCUUUGCAGCUGCGUUCGCGGGGUUGGCUGACGGGAUGGACCUCGGGGCGCUCCUGGAGGAAGUACUUACUCAUGGAUUCUCCAAGAGGUAGCUGUGGAGUCUGAAAAAGGUUCCAGAUAAAGGAAGAUGCCGCAAGCAAAUAUGGAGUAAAUCCAGAUCCUGCCAUCUUUGAAGUAGCUUCAAGGACCUGGGUUUCGGCAGAAGAUGCCAGGAGACGGAGUACUCUCAGAACUGAAGGGAGACCUUUACAAGGACCAGGCCUUCCCUGCGAAGGAUGAGUCGCUCUUCUUUAACUACUCUACUCCACUGGCCCAUUUCAGAGGCGAGGUUUGUUGGCUGAGACCUCAGGAGAUCUGUUCAAAUCCUCGGCUGUUUUCUGACAAUCAGUAUGAAUGGCAGGUCAAGCAAGGGAUGCUGGGAGAUUGCUGGUUCCUGUGCGCUUGUGCUGCUUUGCAGAAGAGUAAAUAUCUCUUAGCCAAGGUGAUACCUCCAGGUCAGCCAAGCUGGAGAGACGAGAAAUACCGGGGCUGUUUUACUUGCCGAGUCUGGCAGUUCGGACAUUGGGUGGAAGUCACCAUAGAUGAUCGCUUGCCUUGCCUCGGGGGCAAACUUUGCUUCUCCCAAUGCCAGACAGAAGAUGUUUUCUGGCUCCCCCUGCUGGAAAAGGCUUACGCCAAAGUGCAUGGAUCUUACGAGCAGCUAUGGGCGGGCCAGGUUGCUGACGCUUUGGUGGAUCUGACGGGAGGCCUAGCGGAGCGGUGGGCGCUCAAAGACCCGGGGCGAAGCACAGAAAAGGAGCGAGCCGGCAAAGUCUUGGAGAAAGCGGUGUUCAGGAGAUUGAUGAACCUGAAGGAAAAGUGUGUGAUGAGCUGCUCGGUCUUCAGUUCCCGGCAAGGUACAAGCGAACUGGGGGAGUUUCAUGCCUUCAUCGUCGUAGACAUGCAGGAUCUUUCCAAAGUGUCCAGGAAGGAAAUCAUCCUGCUACGAAUUCGCAACCCCUGGGGGAGGCGCUGCUGGAAGGGACCCUGGAGGGAGGGUGGUCCUGGGUGGAGCCAACUGGAUCCAGUGGUAGCUGCGGAACUCUUGUCUCAGAUACAGGAAGGAGAAUUCUGGGUGGAAGAGGAGGAGUUUUUUGCCGAAUUUGAUGAGAUCAUAACUGGGUAUCCGAUCACUGAAGAAGGACAGCUUCAGAGCCUAUAUACGGACAGGGUACUGAGCCACACUCAGAAACUAUAUGGUUCGUGGGUGAGGGGGCAGUCCGCGGGUGGCUGCCGUAACAACAGCACUUUCCCUACAAACCCCAAGUUCUGGCUGAGGGUGUGCGAGCCGAGCGAGGUGUGCAUCGCCCUUCUGCAGAAGCAUCGGAAGUACAGCACCGAUUGGGCGGGCCGGGUUCGGAACUGGCCCCGCUUAGUGGAGGCAGACCCGUCUUUGGCCGAUGGAAUCAGAGGGAAGAAUUAUCAUGCCGUGGGGCUGCACAUCUGGAAGGUUGAAAAGAAGAAGUUCAACCUCCCGAAGACACUCUCGGCUCCCCCGAUUUCGGGCACCGUUUGCCAUUCCUACAACCGGGAAGUGCACCUGCAUUGCGACCUCUCCCCUGGUUAUUACCUGGUCAUCCCCAGCACUUUUCUGAAUGAUGCCGAGGGAAACUUCCUGCUUAGAGUCUUCUCCAGCGGAAGAAUCUCCCUCAGCGAGAUAAAACUGUUGCCACCCAACAAUGGCGUGCAUGAAGAGCUCCCAGGAGGUGAAUGGGAGAUGUUACAGCUGGAGGGCUGCUGGAGGAAAGGGCAGAGUGCUGGUGGUAGCAGGAACUUCCCUUCCUUCCACACCAACCCAUGUUUUCCCCUCUCCAUCACCGGCAUAGGACAGAGUAGCGUGAAGGUUGCUCUCCGCCAGCACUGCCCGGACAACAAGUGCCGCCCGAUUGGGUUUCAUAUCUUCCAGGUACCCAAUGAUAACAACAACAUGAAAAUGCCUCUCUCAUCUUGCCUGCACUUGGAGCCAGUGGUUAGCUGCGUACCUCAUUCUUACUCUCAGGAAGUAAGCCAGCUGUGCCGGCUCACUCCAGGAAAUUAUGCCAUUGUUCCGUCGACGUACCUGCCUGAUACAGAGGGCACUUUCACCGUGAUCAUAGCAACGCAGAUAGACAGGAAAAGCAUUCAGAUCCAGGAGACUUUGGGGCAGAGACUGCACGAGGUCUCCUUUAAAGCAGUGAUGAAAAUGUAAUUUUCGUUUGGCACAUCAGCACUGGGGGGAACCGGGCACGAGCCUCAGGAAUGGCAGAGCUGUUAUCAAUUUGAACUGCCAUAAUCCCAGGAUAGGUCAGGCCUAGAAGCUUUUUUGGGCAUAUCAGCAUUCCAGCCUUCUUAUCUAAUCUCUCUGUCUCCCUCUCCAAUGAGACCCCAACACAAAUAACACCUCGGUUUUGUAACGCUCCCGCAUGGACUUCAGUCUCCCUUGAAAUUUCUUGCAGUGUUGUCUAGACUUCAUUCUGUUUAACCUCCCUUCCUCAAUAUCAGUGGAAAGAUACAUUGUGUAUGUGCUGUGUACAAAUCGGGUUUUAAUUCUAUGGCAGUAGCACUUUGACCUGUGUGGUGCGCGUGUAUGUAUAUGUAGUGAAAACUUUUUUUUUUUGGCAAAAAAUAAAUUGACAAAUGAAGUGUUGGAGGCUGAUAGUGUGAAAAGAGGCCUGGGAGAAAGCAGGAAAUGUUAGUUAUUUCAGGAAGAAAAUACUAUUACAAAAAUGGAAAUAUGUAACAACCUGACGUCCUGCCUGCUUUCUGUGUACUCAAACAAGAUUCUACUUGGCUGGGCCUGAAAAACAUCAGACCCGGUAAACUGUGCUUAGCUUUCCAGCUACAUAAUAUAACUAGUCAGUUUCUUAAUGAGAUGGUGGCAGUUAACAGACAAGCUUAGCCUUGGGAUGAGGUAAUAAUAAUAAUGUUUGAUUUAUGUCUGAAGAAGUGAGCUGUGGCUCACGAAAGCUCAUAUCCUACCACAAAUUUUGUUAGUCUUAUAGGUGCUACUGGACUCUUGCUCCGCUCUACUGCCGCAGACAGACUAACAUGGCUACCCACCUUUGAUUUAUGUACAGCCCUUCAGGACAAUUUAAUGCCCACUCAGAGCGGUUUACAAAAUAUGUUGUUAUUAUCCCCACAACAAUCGGCCUGUGAAGUGUGUGGGGCUGAGAGAGCUCUGAGAAACUGUGACUGACCCAAGGUCACCCAACUGGCUUCAAGUGGAGGAGUGGGGAAUCAAACCUGGUUCUUCAGAUUAGAAUCUGGCCGCUCUUGACCACUACACCAAACUAGCUUUCAUCUAGAUUUCCAGGGUAUGAGCUUUCAAGAGCUCCCUUUGUCCUUUUCCUACUUGCAUCUGAUGAAGGGAGCUCUGCGAGGUGGGUGGGGCUGAGAGAGCUCUGAGAAGCUGUGACUGACCCAAGAUCACCCAGCUGGCUUCAGGUGGAGGAGUGGGGAAUCAAACCUGGCUCUCCAGGUUAGAGUCCUGCCCCUCUUAACCACUAUACCAAACUGGCUCUCCAGUAGGUAGCGGGCACCAGUCGUUGUUUGUGGACUGCAUUUAGCUAAGCGUAUCACAGAUGGAGUGGGUCGGUUCCAGGCCAUGCACGAAACCUGCCCAGGAACAAUUUCCUCCUCCACCCCACAUUAGAGACUUCCUCCUCAGUUCUCAUAUGUUCAGUGCUUCCCGUGGGGAAAAAGAUGGCAAGGGAGAAUUCUACCCAAAGUAGCCCCUGAUGUAUCACCCUCCCCAAGCCCCUCGCAUUCUUCUGUUCUUCCCCUGCUCGGUUUCCUUGGCACAUUCACACCUCCCUUUCCUGUUGAUCCCCCGCUACCUGACCUUCUCUUCCCUUAGCACAAGAAGCGAUGCAUUUACUAGGCUCUCGUAGGGUGGGCCGGGGGAGGGGGGGCACUGUCUGCCCAGAGGGUGCCACCCUAGGUGGCCACCUAGGCACGCCUGUUGUCAGAAUUGUUCUUGCAGAACCAAGAGGCCAUGGAAUUGCGGGAUAUUUAUUUAUUUAUUUAAACCAUGGGAUUUAUAUGUUGUGGGGGGAAAUUCUGUUGGCGUGCUUGUUUCAGGAGGACCUGAGACCGAGAUGGGCGAAAACAAUCUUUAGGAAUUAUGCCUCCCUAGCAGUGUAAGAAAACUGUUGUUUCAACUGAUCCCUCCCCUUUGUAAAACCUCUCCUAAGUGAGAUUUUAAGAUACUGUAUUUUUUUUUAAUGACCAAAAUGGUUGUUAAAAUGUCUUUUGGAAAAAAAAAAUUAAACGGUGUUCUGGUUA
Messenger RNA from Eublepharis macularius, 4325 nucleotides. RefSeq names its product calpain 10 (gene CAPN10). Gene Ontology annotation, cellular component: cytoplasm. Gene Ontology annotation, molecular function: calcium-dependent cysteine-type endopeptidase activity. The transcript has 14 exons. The record is from RefSeq and is a predicted model, not a curated record. Lineage: Eukaryota; Metazoa; Chordata; Lepidosauria; Squamata; Eublepharidae. The coding region runs from base 229 to 2250 and encodes 673 amino acids. Gene Ontology annotation, biological process: proteolysis.